Molecule: messenger RNA, 690 nt
Organism: Naegleria gruberi
Lineage: Eukaryota; Heterolobosea; Eutetramitea; Acrasida; Naegleriidae
Exons: 1
Coding region: 1-690 (229 amino acids)
Source: RefSeq, a predicted model, not a curated record
AUGCAAUUAAACAGUGAUCAAUGUUGCGUAACCUUUCCUCUCGAUCUCACCAUCUCUUCCGAACUUGUCAUGAGCAAACUUCGAGAUAUUCCACCAAAAGAAAAAUCCACCAAAAUUACACAACCAAUUUUUACCUUUAUUGAAAAUAGAAAGUAUUAUCCAUUGUCUUUUAAGCAAGUGGUGAUAACGGAGAAUUUAGAUGUAAUUCGUGAUCGUAAAUUUAUUAUUCACGAAAUGGUUGAAUAUUACAACAAAUGUAAAAGUCAGUUGAUUGGUAUUUGGCGUGAGGUUGUGAGCUAUUUGAAAUUGUGGAAUGAAAGAGAAUUUGUAUUGGAAAUGAUGAAGAAAUUUGGUUACUUGUUGGAUGAGUUUGUAAAGAAGGAGGAGUUUUUGGAGGAUCGAGAGAUUAUUCUAUAUUCUAUUAGAUCAUGUUAUGGCAAUUAUUCGAUUGUGAAGGAAAAAUUUAGAAAUGAUAAGGAAAUUACAAUGAUUGCAGUUGGCCAAUCACCAGAUUUAUUAAGAUAUGCAUCUGAAGCAAUGAAAGCUGAUAGAGAUGUUGUAAAAAUUGCCUUAUUGCAGAGUGGAUACGCUUUCAAAUAUAUUUCAGAAGAAGUGAAGAAGGAUCGAGAGUUUAUUUCAUCCAUUUUCAAUCACAAUAAGGAUAUGAUUGAAUACAUUUAUUCCUUUUGA